UGUUGAUUAGAUCUUCUUCUUAUAUGUUUUGUUGUUUUUGACUGUACUUUCUAUAUCAAGGAUUCUUUAUUUACAGAGCGACGAGCCGCAUUCGCCUGCCGACCAUUUUCUUUAUCAUCAGAUCACCCGUUACUAUCGCAAUUGAAUUCUUCGAUAAAUCUCACUAUCAACCCUCAUAAUGUCCUCCCAAACCGCCCUGUCCGCACGCAGUGCUUACCGCCAACUCCUCCGCGCUACCCGCAUUGCCUUCCGGGAUGAUGUCCGUGUUAUGAUUGCUGCCCGUCAAGAGGCUCGCCGGAAUUUCGACAGCCACCGCCGCGAAGGCAUUGAUACUCCGAUGCAGAUCAACCAUGCGCUCGAAGUGGCGAACAUUCUCAGACACAACAUUGUCCAGGGUGUACGGGAGCAAGAUGAUGAGAAUGCCAAGUGGGAACUCCGCAUUCAUGACGACAUCGAGCGCGGCGAUAACGACACCAUCAGAGUUAAGGGAAAGACUGUCAAGGUGGAUAAGGCAUGCUCGUCAUAGAGGGAGGGUCUCCCGUGAGGAAUCCGACUGUCUGGAAGCCUAUGCGUGGGUGAAAGGAUGACUGCAGACUAUGGCAUUUGCAGACUGUAUUAUAGUAUACCCAAACUUUUCUCUCUCCUUCCGGCGUCUUUGGGGGUAUUUUAUGGUUUAAUCAGAAUGUAGAAAAUAUACACAACGCCCGCUCGCGAACAUACAUAAGACCUCCUUGUUCCCGAACCCUGUAGAAAACAAAAUGCGAGUGUUGAAAUGCAGAUCAAUCACCAGACAGACUGGAGUACUGGACCUCUCCAGCACCCGGGGGUGGGGCGACAGCAUAACUCCGUUGUUUUUGCUCUUUGCCAAUCUCCUCUCCGGCAGCGGUGAUGGCUCUCUUUCCAGAAUCGGCUGCCCGCGGGCCUGCCGCCUGCCGACCUU
Molecule: messenger RNA, 940 nt
Organism: Aspergillus piperis CBS 112811
Lineage: Eukaryota; Fungi; Ascomycota; Eurotiomycetes; Eurotiales; Aspergillaceae
Product: LYR motif-containing protein
Exons: 4
Coding region: 179-526 (115 amino acids)
Biological process (GO): mitochondrial respiratory chain complex III assembly
Source: RefSeq, a predicted model, not a curated record